CUCUUCAUCUUCGGAGAGAUGUCAUGACCUUUCUUGAACCUGCCGGUCUGUUAAACGGUGCUGUCUGGUGUGUAGGACCCAGAUAAGAAGGGAAGCUCUCGGUGAGAACUGAAGAGCGAGAGAGAGAGAGAGAGAAUGAGAGAGAGAGAAUGAGAGAGAGAGAGAGACUCCUCCUCGUCUCCAGUGUCAAACUUGACAUCAGCCUCUGAGCCGAGAAUGGCAACUUGUGUCCGAACAGAAGCCCUCACAUGAGUGGCAUGCUUCAUGGAGUUAUGCUUUGCCCCCUGAACUGCUAUCAUGGAUUGCAAAAUAUUAAUUCUUUUUCUUUUUCUCUUCAUGUUUAUUUCCAGCGCAGAAUUCACUGUUCAUCCGUCCAAUGAAGUUAACCUGUUGGACUCCAAAGCAAGCCAAGGGGAGCUGGGCUGGAUAUCAUCCCCAUCCCAUGGGUGGGAGGAAAUUAGUGGGGUGGAUGAGCACUAUACACCCAUCCGGACCUUCCAGGUGUGCAACGUGAUGGAUUACAGCCAGAACAACUGGUUGAGGACCAAUUGGAUUCCUCGAAAUUCUGCCCAGAAGAUCUAUGUGGAGCUUAAGUUUACCCUGAGGGACUGCAACAGUAUUCCCAUGGUGCUGACCUGCAAAGAGACAUUCAACUUGCACUACCUGGAGACAGAUGAGGACCAGGGAAGUAAGUUUAGAGAGCACCAGUUCUCAAAAAUAGACACCAUUGCAGCGGACGAGAGCUUUACUCAGAUGGACCUGGGUGACCGUAUCCUAAAACUGAACACAGAGGUCCGUGAGGUGGGGCCCAUGACAAAGAAGGGCUUCUACCUGGCUUUCCAGGAUGUGGGAGCCUGUGUAGCCUUGGUUUCCGUUCGGGUGUACUUUAAAAAAUGCCCCUUCACAGUGAGGAACCUGGCUAUGUUUCCCGACACUGUACCUACGGACUCACAGUCCCUGGUGGAAGUUAGGGGCUCCUGCGUGAACAAUUCCAGAGAGGAGGAUCCGCCAAAAAUGUACUGCAGUACCGAAGGAGAGUGGCUGGUGCCCAUUGGGAAAUGCCUGUGCAACAUAGGUUAUGAGGAGCGAGGCGUUGCCUGCCAAGCCUGCCGGCCUGGCUUCUAUAAGGCUUCCUCUGGGAACGUCAAGUGCUCCAAGUGUCCCCCGCACAGCUACACGCACCAGGAAGGCUCAGUGCACUGUGGCUGUGAGAAGAACUACUUCCGUGCGGAAGAGGACCCCGCCUCAGUGGCCUGUACACGACCGCCAUCUGCCCCACGCAACGUGAUCUCUGUCAUUAAUGAGACGUCAGUGAUUCUGGACUGGAACUGGCCAGCUGACACCGGAGGCAGGAAAGACGUGACAUUUAACGUGGUGUGUAAGCGGUGCUGGCCUGGUCCCAGGCAGUGCGAGCCAUGCCGAGGGGCCGUGCGAUUUUUGCCCCGUGCAUCUGGCCUCACAAACACCACAGUAACCGUGGCGGACCUCCUGGCGCACACCAACUACACCUUUGAGAUUGAGGCACAAAACAGAGUGUCCUCCCAGGCGCCAGCGCUCCGCCAAUAUGCUGCAGUUACCAUUACUACCAACCAAGCAGCCCCAUCUUCAGUGACUGUAAUCAAGAAGGACAGAACGUCACGAAACAGCAUCUCGCUGUCUUGGUUGGAGCCAGAAAGACCCAAUGGCAUCAUUUUAGACUACGAGGUCAAGUACUAUGAGAAGCAGGAACAAGAGACCAGCUACACCAUCCUGAGAUCAAAGGGCACAAACGUAACACUGAACGGACUGAAACCCGACACCAUGUACCUGCUGCAGAUCAGAGCGCGCACCGCUGCAGGUUACGGCAGUAGCAGUCGCAAGUUUGAGUUUGAGACAAGCCCAGACUCCUUCUCCAUCUCCAGUGAGAACAGUCAAGUAGUGCUGAUCGCUAUAUCGUCCGCUGUGGCCAUCAUCCUCCUCACUGUAGUGCUUUACAUUGUGAUUAGCAGGUUUUGUAGGUACAGCAAGUCCAAACAUCCAGAUGAAAAGAGACUGCCCUUUGGCAAUGGCCACUUGAGGCUGCCUGGCAUCAAGACCUAUGUGGACCCUCACACAUAUGAAGACCCGAGUCAAGCCGUGCAUGAAUUUGCCAAGGAACUGGAGGCGUCUUGCAUUGCCAUUGACAAAGUAGUUGGAGCAGGGGAGUUUGGAGAGGUAUGCAGUGGCCGUUUGAAGCUACCGUCUAAGAAGGAGAUCUGCGUGGCCAUCAAGACGCUCAAAGCCGGAUACACAGAGAAACAGAGGCGGGACUUCCUCAGUGAAGCGAGCAUUAUGGGACAGUUUGACCACCCCAACAUCAUCAGACUGGAGGGUGUAGUUACCCGCAGUAAGCCUGUGAUGAUAGUGACCGAGUACAUGGAGAAUGGCUCCUUGGACAGCUUCCUGCGGAAACAUGAUGCACAGUUUACGGUGAUUCAGCUGGUAGGCAUGCUGCGUGGCAUCGCAUCUGGAAUGAAGUAUCUAUCGGACAUGGGUUACGUGCACAGAGACCUGGCCGCUCGGAACAUCCUGGUCAACAGCAACCUAGUGUGUAAAGUGUCAGACUUCGGCUUGUCCAGAGUGCUGGAGGAUGACCCAGAAGCUGCCUACACAACAAGAGGUGGUAAAAUUCCAAUCCGAUGGACUGCGCCAGAGGCCAUCGCCUAUCGCAAGUUCACCUCGGCCAGUGACGUAUGGAGUUAUGGGAUUGUGCUAUGGGAGGUCAUGUCUUAUGGAGAGAGACCUUAUUGGGAGAUGUCCAAUCAGGAUGUGAUUAAAGCAGUGGAUGAGGGCUACCGUCUCCCACCACCCAUGGAGUGUCCAGCCACCCUUUACCAGCUGAUGCUGGACUGCUGGCAGAAAGACCGAAACAAUCGGCCGAAGUUUGAGCACAUAGUCAGCAUCCUGGACAAGCUCAUUCGCAACCCUAGUACUCUGAAGAUCACGGCCAGCACUGCGUCUAGACCAGUGAACAUGCUUCUGGACAGGAACAGCAGUGACAUAACUUCCUUUCAUUCAAUGGGUGAUUGGCUGGAGAGUGCGAGGACGUUGCCUUGUAAAGAAGUGUUCAGUGGGGUCAGUUACAGCUUCUGUGAUACACUGGCCAAAACCUCAGCAGAAAUCUGUCUGACUGAAGUAAGGCCAGCAGCCACUUGUCCUGAGUGGGAGCCGUCUAUGGGAAUUACAACACUUUAAAGCUUAUUGACUGGAUGGGACUUCAAGAAAGUUGGAGUGAUGAUCGUUGGACCUCAGAAGAACAUUGUGAGCAGCCUAACACUUGAAACACACACAAAGACCGGUCCCGUUCCUGUGUAAAAUUUGAAAAGGACAAAUGGAGAGAGAUACUUAUAAGAGACUGAUGCUGCUUUGGCUUUAACAGACAGGAAAGAGAUAAUAAAUGAGAAGAAGUACUUGUUUUCAAACUACAAUGCUUGAAAACAUGUGCAGAGUAGAACAACCUUCCUGGAGAAUGAUCAUGUCUUCCCAGCGCUAUGGGCACAAGAUGCAAAGAUGAAGAGCGUGUUGCCCAGCUAUUGACAUAAUGCCUUAUUGCGGAGACACAAGAGAGGGGAAUGAGUGCAGACACUCCUGUCUACUCCUACUGGAUCUCCAUGCCACAUGGAUCUUGGAGACAGCAGAAAGGUGGAAGCCGGUCCAAUCCAAUUGAUUUAACUAUGAGCUCUUAACAUGUGGCAGGGGAGCAUUAAAAUGACUUCAGGAAAAAGAAAACUUUGCAAAAGCAUAAGUCUUCCUUUUGGAAGGUAGCACUUCAAAGAGGCAAUAGCUAUUGCUUUUUGGCUAUUUUGGGCCACUUGUAGAAAAGCUGCCUGCCCAUAAAUAAAAGCCCCCUUUAAUUCAAAUAUUCCUCAGAAGAACAGCAGGAUAAUUUAUUCAGUGAACAUAUAAUACUGCUGGCUACUGUUAGAGCAAUCUGCUAAUGCUUGUAUGGGUGACACAUAAGAAUAUACACUACCAGUCAUACAUUUUGACACAACUGACUGUAUAUAUGUAGGCCAUGAAGCAACCUCAUGAAGCUGGUUGAGAGAAUGCCCGGAGUGUGCAAAGCUAUUAUCUAGAGAAAGUAUAUACUGGUGCUUUCACGUCAUGUCCAAAUUACCAUAAUUACGAAAUUCUGACCUGUGAAAAAACAUUCACAUCUUCGUAGAACUCAUAAUUACAUGUUGUAUACUAGGAAUUCUAUGAAAUCUCCAACUAGAACCAAUAUGGCAGCAGCCUCAACAGUUAAAAGAAGUAAACACAUAGGGUCAGUCAUGCAGUAGAUGAAUUAUUGAAGUGAGCAUUGUUUUAUUACAGUAUUAACAACAAAGCUGUUUUACCAUUAUGAGUGUUGCAUUAGAAAACAAAUAACUUCCGAGGUCCGAGGAUGUGAACAACUCAGAGUAGAAUUUCCGAGUUGCCAUCUCGUAAUAACAGUAAUUCUGACAUGACGUGAACACCGCGUAAGAUACGAUUGUUUAACAUUGUUUGGUCACUACAUAAUUCCCUGACUUCCAUCUGUGUUAUUUGAUCAUGACUUUAUCAUUCUAAAAUGUGUUGAUGUGUCCAAACUUUUGAUUGGAAACGUAUAUUUGAUAAACCAUUAAUCUGCAAGUGCAGAGAGCCAUUCGCAAGAAUCAGGGGACAGGGUAGGAGGAGAUGGGUGAACUUGCCAUUCUUUAUUUUUAACUGUUAAUGUAGCCCAUGACAUAUUUUUGUUUGUAUCACUAUGCUCAAAUGUAAUAUAUAAAUUAAUUAUCAAAUAAAAUAAAAAACAAUAUGUAAUAUAAAAAACUGUUUACUAGAAUGAGUAGCAGUCAGUAAAUCAUAAUGAAUUGAAGACUUUUGUUUUUUAACAAAACCUCAGACAUUGCAGCAACAUCACAUGACAUUAUUCUGUGGAUAUGCUCAUCCACAAAAAUGGACAUGGACUAUGUUUGAAAUGGAAUACUAGCUUACUGAUUACUGUGCAGUAUACUGCCUAUAUAUGUGAUAUACUGUAUAUAUAGGAGAAACGAUAUAUAUAUAUAUAUAUAUAUAUAUAUAUAUAUAUACACACACAUAUACACACACACACAUACACACACAAUUUUUGUCACAUGACCUCAUUACGUUGUAUGUCUAUUUUAGCAAGUGUGUCCAAUUAUCAUCUAGGAAAAUAAGAAGUUUGAUAUAUGCAUGUAAUAACAUUAUGAUUUGUUGUAUGCUGCACAUUUGGCUGAUAAUAGUAGGUCAACCGGGUAUUCUGUGUAUACAGAAAAAUCACAAACUGUAUGCUGAAUACAUACUGUAUACUACAGAAAUAGUAGGAGUGGUACAGUAGUAUGCUAUUAGCCACUCUAUAAUUUACUGCAGUGAAGUUAAAAAUAGAGGUUUUGGAAAUAGAGGGGUAUUCUUAAAGGACACUGGCAAGUGAUCUGUCAUCACCAUGAACAUUCAGGACGCACACCCAUCAGCUCUUGAAAUACAAGGGUGAAAGGUAAUAACUAAUGCUUCAGAUCGUGUAUUUGUUUGAGGCUGAAUAUAACUUGUCAACAUCUGAACAUUUUCUUUAGACAUCUACACUAAAAUCUGCACAGAUAUGAGAAGAAUUGUCAUGGUGCAGACAACAGUUUGACCUUGUACUGCACUACUUAAUGAAGGAACUGUCCAUUAUUCCUCCAUCCCCUUGUCAUUUUGCGUGUAAAUGUUGCUUUCCCCCUACUGUUAACAUGUACAUAUGUGAACUGGACCUGUGAUGAUAGCAAUGGUGACUCUAGUGGUACUAUCAUUUACCUGGCCAUCCCUUUGUACAAAUGUCUGUCUGUAUGUAUGUAUGUAUAAAAGAAUGAACAAAAUAUCAAUGCAUCCUUUAUAAAACUACUCUUUUGUAUAAUAUAUAUUUCUUUUGUAUUAUAUUUGUUUUUACAUAAAAACAAUUAUAAUGACUUAUUUAUUUCUUAACAACAAACCAUAAAGUGUUGUUGUUUUUUUUUUUUUUGUUCUGUUCGUAGCAUUCACAAAGCUAUGACACGUUUAUGUUUCAACCUUAUAAGUGUUUUUUUUUUUUUUAGUUUAAUUUCUUGACACGACAUUUUGAAGAGCAAUACUGUUUAUGCACCCCGUUCCUCAUCUUUAGCUUGAUGUGUGUGUAUGUGUGUGAGUGUGUAGAUGGCCUUGUCUACUAAUGUAAAAUGAUUUGUAGUGGAAACAUUUAUAUUUUUAUAAUAAAUAUUCUCAAAAUAUUUUCUAAAGAAUGAAUGUUAAGAAGAUUGUGUCACACUCUGGUGUUUGUUUGUGCAUGCACACUUUCUCAGA
Messenger RNA from Myxocyprinus asiaticus (Chinese sucker), 6312 nucleotides. Its product is annotated as ephrin type-A receptor 3-like. The transcript has 18 exons. The record is from RefSeq and is a predicted model, not a curated record. Lineage: Eukaryota; Metazoa; Chordata; Actinopteri; Cypriniformes; Catostomidae. Gene Ontology annotation, molecular function: ATP binding; transmembrane-ephrin receptor activity; protein binding. Gene Ontology annotation, biological process: cell surface receptor protein tyrosine kinase signaling pathway; axon guidance; protein phosphorylation. Bases 298 to 3213 code for a protein of 971 amino acids. Gene Ontology annotation, cellular component: plasma membrane; neuron projection.